ACCGGGCGGACCGUGACAGCGGGGACAUGUCGUGACAGCGGGGACAUGUCGUGACAGCGGGGACAGGGCCACCCCGCACUGUGACCCGCGUGGGAAGUGACCCCGUGGCACCUGUGACACCAGGGGACCGACCCCGACCCCCCACUGUGACACUGAGGGACCACCGGGGAACAGAACCAUUGAACGGUGUGACACCGGGGGACAGAGACACUGCACCUGUGACACCGGGGACAGAGACACCGCACCUGUGACACUGGGGACAGAGACACCGCACCUGUGACACCGGGGACAGAGACACUGCACGGUGUGACACCGGGGAACAGAGACACCGCAUGUCGUGACACCGGGGGACAGAGACACUGCACCUGUGACACCGGGGACAGAGACACUGCCCGGUGUGACACCGGGGACAGAGACACUGCACGGUGUGACACCGGGGACAGAACCAUUGCACGGUGUGACACCGGGGGACAGAGACACCGCACCUGUGACACCGGGGACAGAGACACUGCACCUGUGACACCGGGGACAGAGACACCGCAUGUCGUGACACUGAGGGACCACAGCCACCCCACGGUGUGACACCAGGGGACCUCAGCCUCUCCAUGCCGUGACACCGGGGGACAAAGCCACCCCCUCAGUGACGCUGAGGGACCACAGCCACCCAGCACUGUGACGCUGAGUGACAGAGCAACCCCAGACUGUGACACCAAGUGGCAGAGCCACCCAGUGCUGUGACACCACGUGAGCCCUGAGCCCGGCCGGGCUGUGACAGCGGGUGACUGAAGCCACCCCGGAGCACAGAGUGUGACACUGGUGACAGCCACUGCACCCUGCACCACUGGGGGACCAGAGACUGGUCAGUGACAGUCACCCCGGGCUGUGACACCAGGUGACUGAAGCCACCCUGGAUGGUGACACUGGCUGAGCCCCAAGCCUGCUGUGACACUGGGUGACCGAGCCACCCUGGACCGUGACACCGGGUGACCAGCCAGCCUGGCACAUGCUGUGACCAACCCACCCUGUGCUGUGCCACCGGGUGACCAACUCACCCCACCCGGGGACACGGGGUGACCAACCCACCCCGGACUGUGACUCUGGGUGACCAACGCACCCUGGACUGUGACUGGGUGACCAACCCACCCCGGACUGUGACUCUGGGUGACUGACCCACCCCUCCUGGGGACACGGGGUGACCAACCAACCCCACCUGGGACGGGACUGAACCCGCCCCGUCCCCCACCCCGGGUGUCCUCCCAGCUGCCCCGUGCCCUCGCGCAGCCAUGGGCACGCCCGGGGGUGCCCCGUCCCCGCCGUCCCCGCCGUCCCCACUGUCCCUGCUGCUGGCCCUGGCCCUGCUGUGCCCGGGGGUCUCGGCGGGCGGGUCCUGCCCCGCUCACUGCAUCUGCGCCUCCAACCUGCUGAGCUGCUCGCAGGCCAACCUGAGCCUGGUGCCGUCGCCGCUGCCGCGCUUCGCCUCCGUGCUGGACCUGAGCCACAACAACGUGUCGCGGCUGCGCGGGGACUGGAGCCCGGCGCGGCUCCCGCACCUGCACACGCUGCUGCUGAGCCACAACAGGCUGGCCUUCGUGUCCACCGAGGCCUUCGCGGCCGUGCCCCGCCUGCGCCACCUCGACCUGUCCAACAACUGCCUGCGCGCGCUCGACGAGAACCUGUUCAGUGACCUGGGCGAGCUGGAGGUGCUGCUGCUCUACAACAACGAGAUCUCCAGCGUGGACCGCACGGCCUUCGAGAACCUGGGCCAGCUGCGCAAGCUCUACCUGGGCCGCAACCGCAUCGCCCGCUUCCCGCUGGAGCUGCUGCGCGAGGGCUCGCGGCUGCCGCGCCUGGCGCUGCUCGACCUGUCGGCCAACCGGCUGCGCGAAGUGCCCGCCGGGGAGCUGCAGGCGCUGCCCGCCUGGCUGCGCGACCGCCUCUACCUGCACGACAACCCGCUGGGCUGCAACUGCGCCCUGUUCCAGCUGCUCGCCCGCGGCCGCCGCCGCCGCCUCAGCGCCGUGCUGGACUUCCAGGAGGAGCUGACGUGCCACCUGCCCGGCUCCCCGCACGCCUCCGUGGCCAUCCUGGAGCUGGCGGGGCGGCAGCCCCUCAACUGCAGCGAGGCGCGCGAGGCCGUGCUGGAGGCUCACCUCGGCGACAGCGUCACCCUGGGCUGCGACAGCCGCUGGCAGGACGGCAGCCGCCACUGGGUGACGCCGGCGGGGGACAGGGUGAUGCCGGGGGACGGCGGCGGCAACGGCACGGCGGCCCUGCUGGCCAACGGCAGCCUGGAGCUGCGGGCGCUGCGGGCCGAGGACGCGGGCACCUACGCGUGCUGGGUGGCGGGGCCGCUGCUCAACGAGACCCUCUACGUGGAGCUGCUGGUGCACAACUUCACCCUGCACGGCCCCCACGACACCCUGAACACGGCCUACACCACGCUGGUGGGCUGCAUCCUGAGCGUGGUGCUGGUGCUCAUCUACCUGUACCUGACCCCCUGCCGCUGCUGCUGCUGCCGCGCCGCCGAGAAGGCACCGGCGCCGCGCGACGACAGCAUCAACUCCUCGGUGCUCAGCACCACCCCCAACCACGACGGGGGGCACGGCGAGCCCCGGCCUGCCCCGGGGGGCGGCCCCGGGCAGAACGGCAGGUUCAAGGGAGGGGGGGGGACCCCCCCGCCGGCCGCCCCCCGGGGCCCCAAGGGGCAGAGGAAAGUGUCUGACCCCGACUCGGUGAGUUCGGUGUUCUCCGACACCCCCAUCGUGGUGUGAGUGGCGCCGGGGACGGGCCCCGGGACGUCCCGUGAGCUGUCCCCGGGAAGGAGGGGUGGCCGGACCCCACUGCCGCGUCCCCGGCUUGGGGGUCACCCCGUUGCCCCCCAGGACUGAGUGUUGCCGCCGUCCCCCCUCUGCCGAGGUCACUGUCACUGCGGGACCACGAGGGACGAGCGCGUGAGGGGACACAGUGGGGAUGGUCCCCAGGCAGGAGGGGUGGCUGGAUCCGCACCACCGUGUUCCCAGCUUGGGGGUGACCCCACUGCCCCCCAGGACCUGCCGAGGGCACUGCGAGGGACGAGGCUGUGCGAGGACACUGGCAGGACACCAUGGGGACAGUCCCAGGAACACCCCAUGUCCCCACUGCUGCCGUGACAGUCCCCAGGCAGGAGGGGUGGCCGGACCCUCAGCACUGUUUCCCCAGCUUGAGGGGUCAUGGCAUCGCCCCCCAAGACCGAGAUCACCCCGGGAAACCCCCCGAGGUCACCGUGGGACCGUGAGGGACAAGGAUGUGAGGGGACACGGUGGGGACAGUCCCAGGCACCCCGUGUGUCCUCACUGCUGCUGGGACCUGUCCCUUGCAGAGGGGUGACCGGACCCCCAGCACUGUGUCCCCAGCUUGGGGGGUCACCCCAUCGCCCCCCAGGACUGAGCAUCGCCCCCCAGGACCGCCCCAGGUCACUGUGGGACCGCGAGGGACAAGGGUGUGGGGGGACACCAGAAGGACCCCCCAGGGACACCCCCUGUCCUCACCACUGCUGUGACAGUCCCCAGAACGGAGGUGUGGCCAGACCCCCCCACACUGUGUCCCCAGCUUGGGGGUCACCCCCUCGCCUCCCCAGGACCCCCCAGGGCAGUGUGGGGACCGCAGAGCAGGGGGGGCCCCACUGGUGACAGUGACAGCACCGUGACCCCCCAGAAGCAGCAGCCUCCCUGUGCAAGGGCAGUGCCCCCCCGCAGCCCCAG
Messenger RNA from Lepidothrix coronata (blue-crowned manakin), 3740 nucleotides. RefSeq names its product adhesion molecule with Ig like domain 1 (gene AMIGO1). The coding region runs from base 1284 to 2771 and encodes 495 amino acids. Gene Ontology annotation, biological process: brain development. The record is from RefSeq and is a predicted model, not a curated record. NCBI's taxonomy places the organism in Eukaryota, Metazoa, Chordata, Aves, Passeriformes, Pipridae. The transcript has a single exon. Gene Ontology annotation, molecular function: protein binding.